This is a messenger RNA of Orbilia oligospora ATCC 24927, 153 nucleotides long. RefSeq lists its product as uncharacterized. The transcript has 2 exons. Gene Ontology annotation, molecular function: succinate-semialdehyde dehydrogenase (NAD+) activity. The coding region runs from base 1 to 153 and encodes 50 amino acids. NCBI's taxonomy places the organism in Eukaryota, Fungi, Ascomycota, Orbiliomycetes, Orbiliales, Orbiliaceae. The record is from RefSeq and is a predicted model, not a curated record.
AUGGUUGGUAUCAACACCGGUGUCAUCUCAGAUGUUGCUUCUCCAUUCGGUGGGGUUAAGUUUUCAGGAUUCGGACGAGAAGGAAGCAAAUACGGCAUUGACGAAUACGUAGCUAUUAAGACAAUGACUUUCGGUGGAGUCCAACAUCUCUAA